AUGGACGGCCAGCACGACGGCUUACCGUCCUUCGGUGGCCACGCCUCCGGCUUCUUUCUCGACCCGUUGGACGUGGAACAUCUUAACGACCAUUUCACCGGUGGCGUCACUUUGCCAGUAUCGCACGAUGAGUCCUGUAUGGAUUUGAACUUCGACCAUAUUGCCUGCAGAGGCCCGGAUAGCAACAACCAACACCACCCUGUACCCAACCACAACCACCCUCUCACCCUGAACACCAUGCCGAUGCAUGCCCGAAGACACCACAGCCUAUCCACGAUGCCUACACUACCCAACUACUUCGAUCCCAGAGGCCAAAUGCCCUUGGGCUUCGGCUCGAAUGCCGUCAUGUCACCAACGGGGGCCAUAGGCUUUGGCGUCUCGACCCCCAACUCGAGCCCUCAGCUCGAGGAUGAUAGUACCUCCGCGGCUUGCAGCAGCUUGGACUGCAAUCGAUGUGUUAGCGAGUGUGGCGCUAGUGAAGCUGGCGAUGUUUGCACCGAUGCAGAGUGCGCUCAAGCUUGCGACGAUGACGACUGCGACGAAGCUGCUGCGCUUUGUACAGACGCCGAGUGUCCAGCCAACGACAUCAUCUCUGAUAAGGACAAAGCUGCUGCCGAUGUGCUGGCGUCUAUUGGGGACGCUUUCAGCCAGGAUGGCAUGCUACCUCCGUCGAUGUCUUCGAUGCCGUCGAUGUCUUCUCAAUAUUACGCAACCCAAAGCUCCUAUCAAAAUGGAGGAAUCCAAGCAGCAACUCCAAGUCAUUUCCACGCCGGCGGGAUGACCAUGUCGAUGGCUCAUUCAAUGAAUAUGGGCAACUCUUUUCAGAGUAAUCCCGACCUCUUUCACACUGCCCUCGAGUCUGUAAUCGACUUUCAGGAUCCUAGCAUGCCUGAGCCCAUAGGAUGGAUGGCACUUGGCUUGCACCUUAACGAUCAUGCACACGCUCAGACAACCUGUAUACGGCCUUGUAUGACAGAGAACCGGAAUUUGCCAACCAGGUGCCCGCUUCCUCACCAAGCGCAUGCUCAUCAAGGUGAACUUGAUUUCUCCUUUUGCAUUCCCGACCCAAGCUCAGGGUUUGUACCUUGCGGCGCUGAGCUCAACGGCGUCGAGGAUUGGGCUAGCCAUUUCCAAGAACAACAUGUUAUUGCGCCAGAAGGAGAGCAUACCAACUAUUCCCAUGCAUCGCAACACUCUUACCCAAACCUGAUGGCGCCGAAUCGUCAGUCUGAUUACCUUCCAGGAGGUCUUCCUGACCCGGCCCAUGCUGCCCAAGGUAAGGAGCCCAGCACAUCUCCUCUAUCAGGGCUCCAGGCGUCUUCGUCCCCACGACCGUCUCCGGCCACUGCACAAACCCAGCCCAGCCCUGAUAAGCCCGGGGCUGAAGUGUUCAUUUGCCAAUGGGUAAUCGCCGGUCAGAUUUGCGGUAUGAGCUACUCGAACGAUGACGCUCUGCAGAUGCAUUGCAAGGAGAGACACAUCGUCAACCUUGGAAAGACAGAUGCAGGAUACAAAUGCUGCUGGGAGGGAUGUGCGCGUGAAGGGCAUUUCACGCAAAAGAGCAAGCUUGAACGUCACCUGCAGACACACACCGGCUCAAUGCACCAGCGAACCCACACAGGCGAAAAGCCACUCAAGUGCGAGGUUUGCGGCAAGGCGUUUGGCGAAUCGUCCAAUUUGUCGAAACACAGAAAGACGCAUAACGUGAAGGGUGCUUUCAAGUGUGAUUUCUGUGACAAGGACUUUCAUAGACUGGACCAGAAACGCAGACAUGAGAAGAUUCACCGUAAGGUCGCGGAUGCGCUUAAGGCUGAUAAUUCUACUCCGUCUAUCAAGAAGACACAGGGCGGUCGAGUUACAAAGACAGCAGAUCGAAGAAACAGCUCCAAGAUACCGGACUGGCGUUUACAUGGAGAAAUGGAUCAGGUCAGGACGGCAUAA
Colletotrichum lupini is the source of this 1941-nucleotide messenger RNA. Its product is annotated as zinc-responsiveness transcriptional activator. Gene Ontology annotation, cellular component: nucleus. Gene Ontology annotation, molecular function: DNA-binding transcription factor activity, RNA polymerase II-specific; RNA polymerase II cis-regulatory region sequence-specific DNA binding. Gene Ontology annotation, biological process: regulation of transcription by RNA polymerase II. Bases 1 to 1941 code for a protein of 646 amino acids. The record is from RefSeq and is a predicted model, not a curated record. Lineage: Eukaryota; Fungi; Ascomycota; Sordariomycetes; Glomerellales; Glomerellaceae. The transcript is spliced from 3 exons.